UUUUAGCCGUUCUCGAGUACGAGUGCAUCCGUGCGAUAUAUCGGCGCGCCUUCCGUUAGAGUCUAGGCAGAUUGGGAACAGGCGGUUAAGUAAAUGCGGCGGCGGCCGCACUAGGAGGCACACGAGAGGGAAUCAAUAUGUGAGCGGAAAAUAAUAAGCAGAGGAAGAAGCUACCGCCGUCCAGUACAGAGGUGGAGAAGAUUUAAUGAGUUUCCGUUAAUGUUAUUAGAAAUGUUAAGUGUUACGCAUCGUUACGGUUAAGUUUAUUCCACGUGAGUUUGUGCUGUUUUACAAGUGGACCUUAGUUGGCUGGAAAAGUAACAGGAAGUCAAUCCGGUAAACUUUUUUGGGUGUUGAAUAAUCGAAACUUUGCAGGGGAUAUUGGGAACGCAGCUGCCUCUUACCAAAUCAGGAGCAAGAGAGUGUGGUUUAUGAUUUGUACACUUGUGACACAGCGAAAGGCGUGAGGAGAAAGAGAGCCGAGAAGGUGAGGCAGUGGAAAAAAAAAGUUUCUGAAAGGAAGCACGCAAUUCAGAAGCUGUGCAGCGUGUCCAGUGAAAAUCUAGAGGAAGACCAGACUGGCAAGCGUUGAGAAAAGGGAGGAAAAAGUGCCUUCGGCUUGGCCAUAUUUAGAUAAUUGGAAAGCAGUGCAGCGCGACGAGUAGCCGAGGAGAGCCAAAACGAAAAGAAGUACGCUCUGUCAAAGACCUAUUUUUCGUGUCACAGUACGUGUUGUUUGGUGUGGUGGCUAAAAGCAGCGACAGCGACGACGCCAUUUAGGGAAUAACUAAGCAGGCGGAGUCUGUAUGUUUGCAGUGUCCGUAACAACACAUCGCCCACUUCGGUUUGUGUGCAGUGCGAUACAGUUUCUUGUUUCUACAAUUGAUUGAAAUUGACAGUUGUAUGUUUUCGUUGUCACUUUGUUGCCUGUUGUACCCUUCGUUCGUUCAUUUGUGACUUUCUGUGUGUUAAUGUUUGGUGAUUCAGUGUGACGCAGUUUGGAAAGUUUGGACAUACUCCGGAAAGGAUUACGAUCACGAGCAAAGAAAUUUUCCAGUGGAUCCCACUAUGAAAACGAAUGUCUGCAGAGCGGCUUCCUUCACACGACGAUGCUGAUAGUGGUGGCGGUGGAGGAGGAGGAAAUACAAUUAUCGGUGGUCACGUUACAGUAGAAACAUCGUCACCCGCCCUUAGUCCGAGACCAGAUUUGAAAGACUCGGUGACGUCAUUUCCGACGUCCAUCGGCUCCAACAUGGUGCUGUCGUCGAUUCCCCUGGAAGCUAAUCAUCAGCUCAUCCUUCAGCAGCACCUGGCUCAACAGCAGCAUCACAUUAUUGCUACAUCUGGCAACACCAAUCAGAACAGCAACAGUAGUGCAAUCAGCAGCGUCUCCAAUGGUGGCGUAGGCAGUAAUCAUAGCAUAAUAAUCAACAACAACACUAGCUUUAAGAACCAUAACAGCAACAACAGCAACAAUAUCAUAAUUAGCGGUAGUGGCAUCGGCGGUGGAAACAGUAACAAUCAUACCUACACGAUUAAUCUGAGCAGCAGUGGCGUCGGCAGCAGCGGUGCCAGCCACAACGGUCACGCAAUGAUUCAGAGUUAUGCCACCCCUGCGAAUAGCGGCGGUGGCAGUACGACCACAGUAGGCCACCAUGGCCAUCACCAGCCGCAAUUUUACUCUGCACCAAACAACAUUGGUUCGGUUGCCGGUAGCCUAGCAACGGCCCAUAGCAACGGUGCCGCGACAGCUUCAUCGACGGCGACGGUCGUGGCGCCACCGGCCUCGUCUUCGGCGACGAGCUCGUCCUCGUCCAAACUGGUCGUACUGCAGCAAGGACAUCUCGGCGAGAAUUAUAUAACCACAACAGACAACAUGAACGGCGUUGGCAACAUUGUCCUGCUCGCCACGGAACAAAUGGACAUGAGCAGUGCCGAGCAUGACUUCAUUAACAACAACGUGGUCAUCACUACGAGCAGCGCUGUCGGCGUUGGAGCUGGCGGUCACCUUAGUCACAGCAGCAGCAAUCACCACCCCGCCCAUCAGCAGCCGCUUCAUCAUCAUUCGCAGCAGCAGCAGCAUAUCCGCACUGGAACCGUGCUGACGGCUACGAACGGAGCGGGCGGGACCAGCCAGGUCGUCAUCAACACCGACGAGGAACUGACCCCACUCACUUGGCUGCACGAUAAGAAUCUGCUGAAAGGCAUAAAUCUAAAUAAGGUUCCAGUGUCAUCCCCGGAUAGCCCACGGCAAGCGGGUGGCCAUCUCUCACCAACCAGUGACUUCGUGGAGGAUUCCAGCGUUUCGGAGGAUAACACAUCCUCCGCUAAUUCAUCGUCAGAUCAGAGCAUCGGUGUAUUCUGCACGGAGACGAUUCCGUCGAAUGCUCGGCACGUGACGGUUGGCAGUGGAGGAUCAACUCAUCACACGUUCCAGCUUAGCAACGGUGUCGGUGGCCAUAAAACGAUCACCACCAUCAACGGAAGCACCAUUGUCGAGUAUCCCGUGAUUUCAUCGGACGACAAGGAACUCAAGUCUCCGUCAUCGACAGUGUCCUGUGCUUCUUCGGCUUCGUCCACUUCUUCGUUGUACAAUUCAGCACCUUCACCAAAUCCAAUAUCCGGGUCGGCACACAAUGGUUCGACCAGUGGUGCCAGCACGCCACAUCAGCACUUCCACAAAAAGUACCUGCGAGAGGAGCACGUGAAGCAGUUGAAACAGGUCAGCAGCUCUUACGCGACGCCAGUGAAGCAAUUAUCCAGAUGCAGUGCCGUCAAAUACGAGGAAGGUGAAAUCAUCGAAGAACGUCCUUAUCCACCGGCAGCGCCGAUGAAGAAUGGUUACCCGUCGAUGGCCACUUCUCCGAACGUGAGUAGUGACGAAUAUGGAAGUACCUAUGGUAGUGGAGGUGGCAGCAUGAGGCCUCCAUCGCCUCCACCCUCACCGCAGCAUCACCUGAUACAGGGACAAUCGAUGAAUGGGGGAAUGCUUGGGCAUCCGCCUUCUUCUCCGCAACCACAGUCGCAACAGCAAUCAAAGCUGUCGCCACCGAAGUCUAAGCAUCCAACCAACGUGCCAUACGACCCGCUAGUUCACAUCCAGAGCAAACCGCCAUUUAGCUUCAGUUCGCUGAUAUUUAUGGCAAUCGAGAAUGCUCAGCAGAAAGCCUUACCUGUGAAGGAGAUCUACGCAUGGAUUGUGCAGCAUUUCCCGUACUUCAAGACUGCACCGACCGGGUGGAAGAACAGCGUACGACAUAAUUUGUCACUGAACAAGUGCUUCCAGAAGGUGGAAAAGGCAGCGAAUCUCGGAAAGGGCUCGCUCUGGAUGGUUGAACCACAGUAUCGGCCAAACCUGAUCCAGGCCCUAUCGCGAUCCCCUUUCCAUUCCGGGUCCGGAAUAGAUAAAACCACAUACAAAGCCAUGCAGCAACAGGCUCAGCAGCAAGCGCAACAACAGCAACGCUCAACUGAUAGCCCAACCAGUAGUGUUGGCAGCAACUAUUCCAAGGACAACUUUCCGUACCUCGCUAGUCGUUUGGCACCGGGUGAAGCACAAAGCGGCGUUCACCUGUCGCAUCAUCUGAACGGGCAGCAGCAGCAUCCAUCGGAUCUGGAUGGCGACGACUUCAGCCGGUCGUCCACACCGGUCGACUACGAUGGCGAUCUUCCACAUCAGCACCUGCAUCACAAUCACCAAUCGGCGCCGGGUGGGGUGGCGUAUCACAUGUCGUACCACCAUCUACCGUCGGCAGCGGGCGCGUUGGGGCCACCUUCCGGCAAUUCUGGUGGUACCAAUGGAUUGUCCAAUGGGUACAUUCCCAGUGGAAGCAUGAUUCUGCCCAAUGGGCAGACCGUACCGGCCGCGGAGAUUAUCGGACGAGACUGGAGUGCGGACACGAUUGAUGACGUGAACGCCGCUACCGCCAUGUUGGCGCUGAAGCAUGGACCAAAAAUUUUCACCGAAGGAUUCCAGAACGGAACUCCUCCGGUCAUUACCACAUCUCCGAGCGAAGACCACACAUACUCCGCAGGAGGAAGCGUUCCACCACCAGGCCUGAGCGAACGCUCUAGUCAGAAUAACAGCGAUAAUAACAGCAACGGAACGUCCUCAGAUGCGGCCUAUGAGAGCAGUGAGGAAAGCCAUAAUCUGGUGAUAGAGGACCAAGAGGAGCAGCGCCGCCAAGCGGGAGUGGACGCCCUGUUGAACCUCGCCGGAAUCACCAACUACGCCCCCAUGUCCGGACCUACUGGCAGCACCGGUUUGAAGCGGCCUGCUGACCCCACCAGCUACGACGACCCACCACCACACAGCGGUCCUCGUUCACCCUAUCAUCAGUCGUCGUUCUAUCACCAGCAGCAGCUGGAGACCACACCACCGUCCGGAUACAGCAGCGUCGCGGUCCAACAGCAUCAGCAGCCACCCCCGUUCCGCAACUACUACAUGCCGGACGAUCUGAGCGUGCAGUACUCGCCGUCACCUUCGCCGGCGAAGAAGAGCAAACCCUCAACCGGUUCAUCGGCCUUGGCGAACUCGUCGGCUUCCUCCACUUCGGUGCGGAUGCUCAAAAAGUUCAAGAAGAAGGCAUCCUGGGUGCGGUAAUAUCGUGCCGAAACCGACGGACGGCAACGGCAGCCAUAGCUGUCGAUCCUCUAGUUUAUUUCUAUUCGGUACAUUCGUGGAUACCGUUUCUAUGUUGGUUAAGUGCUAAAAUCAAAGUUAUAGAUAAUUAUGCUUUAUAUUUAUAGUCAAUUAUUUUUCUGCAUAAGUGUUUUUUUAAGCCAGAUAGACUGUGUAAAAAGUGAAAUUUUUAUAUGAAUGAUUGUGUGCGAAUAGUGAAAAGUGCUACUUCUUACACUUUUUGUGGAAGGAUCGUGAAGCAUUUUGUAGGCAUCAGUGUGGCAGUGACAAAAACUCUGAAUUAGCUAACGUACUUUGACAGAAUAUUCAUAAAGCUUGACAAUUUAGUUGCUUUAUUGAACCUUUUGCGUUUUGACAAAGAUCUUUGUCAAGGAUGCAGUUUCAUAGAACAGGCUUUCUUAUAUUAAAACUGAAACUGAAAAUAAUAUAAUUAUGCGUACUAGAGAUAUCAGUAAGUUUUACGUUACGGUGACUAUGCAAUUGAUAUCGGAGCGAAAUAUAUCGUGGCUAUUUUCCCAUUUUUGAAAUAGUGGAAUUUUGCGAACUACUUACCACGUCGAGCUGAAACUAAAAACACCUCAUGCAUAUUACUUCACUAAGUUCGAGAGCUGAAAAAACUGCAGACUAUGAAAGGAAGAUCGUUGUCUAGAUAGCCGCUUUAUGGCUCAGUUGUGUACUCACCAAAGCUGCAUAUCACCCUCAGAGAUCCAAUUUGUCACUGUCCAGUGUGCCUCUGAAACAGUCGCUGAAUAGUUCGAUUUUAGAGCGUCGUCUCGUCAUAAACGGGCGCGCAAAACCCCAUGUUGCAUUUGAAUGUUUAUUUUUUUCUGUUGAAAAAGUUAUUAUUUAUUUAGAUGGGUCAGCAGUAGCAGCGGCAGUACUAAAACAAAGAAAAGUCUAAACAUUUAGAAACCAGACAGAAGUGGCAGCCGAAAGGGCUCGUGUCCCCUCCGCGGUUGUCUCUUAGUAGUUGAGUUAAUUAGACAUUACUCGGAUGGAGAAGAAAAGGAUUGAACUUAGUCACUCGCGCCUUUGAUUUUUAUCUAGAAUUUAGGAGCAUACUUUUUCUAUACACUAUAAAAAAUAACAAGUGAGAGAGGCAGUGCGCGAGAGAAUGACAGCGAAGGAGAAAGUGAGGUUAGAUAAGAAUCAUACAUUUACAAACACUUACCCACACAGUUAAACGCAAGCAUACAAACACAAAUAGCAAUGUAAACAAAUCCAAGCGAAGCAGAGAGCUACCAUUUGUCAUCUAUGAUGUGACAAUAAUGUCAAACUGACGGGUAGCGCUGCAAACACCAAUCAAAGACGGUCACGCUUUUAAAGCAGUGCAUAACAGCCUCAGUGUUUUGUUUUGUUUUAUUUUUUUCAUCGCUACCACGUGUCAAGCUUUGACUUUUUGUUUUGCCUUUAGAAACGGUGCCAAUGCAGUCGAGAAUCGUGUAAUAAGUUGGAUUACAGUUUCCUGACAAAGUAGCAGAGCAGGAACGCCCUCGUUGAGUUAUAAAUCAUAUUAGCGAGUAAGGUUCGUUGCAGUUGUAGCGUUAACUCUGAUGAUUGAUGAUUUCAAAUUGUGGUUAAGUUUGUGCGAGGUGAACACGUUGUUAUAGCAGUACUAAAGUGACGAUUAUGCCGCCGCUUCGAGCGGGGCUCUUAUUGGAAGGUUAUAAAUAUGAAAAUGUAUCAUUUAUUGAGUUGA
Armigeres subalbatus is the source of this 6341-nucleotide messenger RNA. RefSeq lists its product as uncharacterized. The record is from RefSeq and is a predicted model, not a curated record. The coding region runs from base 1079 to 4603 and encodes 1174 amino acids. Gene Ontology annotation, biological process: regulation of DNA-templated transcription. Gene Ontology annotation, cellular component: nucleus. Gene Ontology annotation, molecular function: cis-regulatory region sequence-specific DNA binding; DNA-binding transcription factor activity. Lineage: Eukaryota; Metazoa; Arthropoda; Insecta; Diptera; Culicidae. The transcript has 11 exons.